AUGAGUCACCUUGGUUUUUCACUCUUUGGCAUCUCUAUCAAAAGGACUGCAGCUAUCACAGCCAGGUGGACUGGCUUAAGAAACAUUUCUUCUGGUGCAUUGUCUUUAAGCUGUUGUUUUUCUAAUUGUCCUAGCUCAUCAGCAGAUUUAAACCCUUUUCCAUUUCUACCGCUUGGGCCUCCAGAAAUCCCUCAUUCAACAGUUACUGCGAUUCCAAGUCUAGUUGAUGCCCAGGACUUUUUCUUUGAUGAAAACCGGGUUUCACUGGAAGUUGAAGCCGAUCCAUGUUUUCAAUUUUAUAAAGAGUUUAGAGAAAUGAAAUCAUUAGCUGGUCUUAUGCACUCUUUGGAGAUGUCUUGGUACCACUGUCCGCUUACCACCCUCAAACUCAUAUGCCUUUUGAGGAACACUAAUUAUUUGAGAAAUCAAAGAAGAGAGGAGUUCUAUUUUGCAGCUAUUUGGCUCCACCAUUACCACCCUAAAACGCUAGCAUGCAAUUUGAAGACAUUUGCCAAAUAUGCGUGUUUGAAAGACUUGCUGGAAAUCCUCUUACGGAUUGUCAAUGGCAGCACCAUGAAACUUGAAACUUAUGACACAAUCUACAGCAGGGAAGAACUUAUAAGGAGAGAGCGAAUGCUUAGAAGAAAGGCUGUGAAAUAUAAGACGAAUGCUGAGCAAGAGAAGGCUACAGAGAGAAAUGACAAAAUAAAUAGGAUGGCGAAAAACGCCAUUGAGAGGUACAAGUAUGAUCCAAAGUACCGUUUCUUAUAUGAUCGGAUUUCUGAUCUCUUUGUUGAGCUACUUAAGGCCGACCUUGAGCACUUGGAUUCUGGGCGGAUAGAAAAUAUUAGUUUGGCUUCAAAAUGGUGCCCUUCUCUUUACUCUUCUUAUGAUCGUUCAAUUUUAUUUUGUGAGAGUGUUGCUCGGAGGCUUUUCCCAUAUGAUUCUUGUCCUGAAUACAAAGGGAUUGAUGAGGAUCACUACGUUUACAGAGUCCGAAAUCGAUUACAGAAAGAAGUUCUUGUCCCACUUCGCAAAGCCCUGGAGUUACCAGAAAUUUAUAUGGGUGCCAAUCAAUGGAACUUGCUUCGAUAUGAUCGAAUCUCGUCUAUUGCGUUGAGAAAUUACAGGCAGGCAUUCUUUAAACAUGAUCGUGAAAGGUAUUUGCAGUACCUUCAAAAUGUGCAGGGCCCUGAAAUGCCAAAAACCACAGCCAAGGAUGAAGUAAUGAGGGAGAAUUUUGAAAGGAAUGGGCAUGUGAUGCCAGAAACUUUGCAUUGGGACGUUAGUAACCAUGGACCGCCUCCGCCAGUUCCAGCUGUGGUCUCACUUGAGGGUGGUCUAACACCCAUAAGUAGUCCCUCAAAGAAAAGUUUCAGAGUUUCAUUGGAGGGAGAUGGAACCCUGAAUUUGAGGGCUAUGAUGGAAUCGGAGAUUAGCAGUGUAGAUGACUCAGAACUUUUAGUGUACGAUUGA
Quercus robur (English oak) is the source of this 1476-nucleotide messenger RNA. RefSeq lists its product as uncharacterized. Bases 1 to 1476 code for a protein of 491 amino acids. NCBI's taxonomy places the organism in Eukaryota, Viridiplantae, Streptophyta, Magnoliopsida, Fagales, Fagaceae. The record is from RefSeq and is a predicted model, not a curated record. The transcript has a single exon.